AACAACAUAUAUCAAAAGUAGCGUUUUAGCAACCUCCCUCUCCCUCUCCCUCUCCCCUCCUCCCUAUCAAUCUCAGCGAUGGCUUUUGCCAAAGCUCAGAAAACAAAAGCUUACUUCAAACGUUAUCAAGUCAAGUUUAAGAGAAGAAGAGAGGGAAAGACUGAUUAUCGGGCCAGGAUUCGUCUUAUCAACCAGGAUAAGAACAAGUACAAUACUCCCAAGUAUCGAUUUGUUGUCCGCUUUUCCAACAAAGAUAUUACAGCACAAAUUAUUUCAGCUAGCAUUGCUGGUGACAUAGUCCUUGCUUCAGCUUAUUCUCACGAGCUUCCCAAAUAUGGGCUUGAAGUUGGUCUAACUAACUAUGCUGCAGCAUAUUGUACUGGACUUCUCUUGGCUCGACGUGUCUUGAAAAUGCUCGAGAUGGACGAAGAAUACGAAGGCAACAUGGAGGCUACUGGUGAAGAUUUCUCAGUUGAGCCAGCAGAUAGCAGGAGGCCGUUCCGUGCUCUUCUUGAUGUUGGUCUUGUUAAAACUACAACUGGAAAUCGUGUUUUUGGUGCUCUUAAGGGAGCUUUGGAUGGUGGAUUGGACAUUCCUCACAGUGAAAAGAGGUUUGCUGGUUUUUCCAAGGAUGGUAAGCAGCUCGAUGCUGAAGUUCAUCGAAAGUAUAUUUUUGGUGGCCAUGUUGCUGCCUACAUGCGGUUGGAUGUUCUGUUGAAAUGGUUUUUUCAGACCUUGAUGGAAGAUGAACCAGAGAAAUAUCAAUCUCACUUUAGCGAAUAUAUCAAGAAAGGUAUUGAUGCUGAUAACAUUGAGGGAUUGUACAAGAAAGUCCAUGCAGCCAUUCGUAAAGACCCAGUAGCGAAGAAAUCUAACAAGCAACCACCCAAGGAACACAAGAGGUACAAUUUGAAGAAGCUGACAUAUGAAGAAAGAAAAGCUCGCUUGGUUGAGCGAUUGAAUGCUCUUAACUCUGCAGCUGAUGCUGAUGAUGAUGAUGAGGACGAUGAGUGAAAAGAUUAAGAUUAUGAAACAUGAGUUGGUGUCUGCAUCCGGAUUUUAAUGCAGUUCUUCUAAGUUUCCUUUUUCGUUCUAGAACUUUUUACAUCUUCGAAUUGUUCUGUUACGUAGAUAAUUAUACUUUUGCUCGUCCACACUUGUUGUAAUGUUAGAGAUCCAGCAGUAAUGCUAAUCAAUUUUUGACUAA
Molecule: messenger RNA, 1207 nt
Organism: Momordica charantia (bitter melon)
Lineage: Eukaryota; Viridiplantae; Streptophyta; Magnoliopsida; Cucurbitales; Cucurbitaceae
Product: large ribosomal subunit protein uL18
Biological process (GO): translation; ribosomal large subunit assembly
Cellular component (GO): cytosolic large ribosomal subunit; ribosome
Molecular function (GO): 5S rRNA binding; structural constituent of ribosome
Source: RefSeq, a predicted model, not a curated record